Messenger RNA from Procambarus clarkii (red swamp crayfish), 3151 nucleotides. The record is from RefSeq and is a predicted model, not a curated record. NCBI's taxonomy places the organism in Eukaryota, Metazoa, Arthropoda, Malacostraca, Decapoda, Cambaridae.
GCCCCGCCCACAGUGCCAGGCUCCGGUGUGUGAGUGCCAGUCAGUGAGAGGUCUGUGCUGGCCGCUGGCCCCGUGCCAGAUACUCCCAGUGUGCCCGCGGGGGCCCCUACCACAACCACUCUCCAGUCCUUGCACAAAAAAGCAUAAAUAAAGGAUUAAACGACUUUAUAAAUCCCAACACCGUUAAAGUUGUACCAAUUUACAAGAAAAAAAAUUGGUAAAAGAAAAGUUUUAAUCAUGUGAAUUUGUUGAAAUUACUACUGUACAACGCCACUGGGGAGUCAGGUCCCAGGAGGCGGACACAAGACCAUGCUUCAUACACAAGGGAUGCUGUAUGCUGCAGCCAUUCUUAUCGUCCAUGCUGCCUCAAACAAGGUCCCUGGAUCACGACGAAGGUGUGAGGAACAGGGCGUCCUUCAGGGCGAGAUAAGGACGCUGCAGGAAACUCAGGAGGUGCUUCAGGGAGAGGUCACCGCCUUGAGGGACACCGUCGCCACCUUGAGUGCUCUCGUCUCCGGCAUGCUUCCAGAGGACUGUAGUGUUGCGCAGGCUAGAGGCUCCUGGUCCUCUGUCACACAGGUGUGCCCGCCUGGACUAGGGCCGCGGAAGGUGCGGUGCGACCAGAAGACUGCGGGAGGCGGCUGGACAGUCAUCCUAGCGCGGCUGCCUACCCACCAGCAACCACAGGAUAGACAUGACUUCAACCGCUCCUGGCACCAGUACAAGGAAGGCUUCGGUGAUAUUAACGGCGAGUUCUGGAUAGGUAAUGAUGUCCUCCACGCUCUGACCCACGAUGUCCCAAACCAGCUCCGGGUGACGCUCAGUGACUGGAAAGGGCGCAGUGCCGUCUCCACCUGGGACUACUUCAGAGUGGGAAGCGAGCAGGAGCAAUACAAGCUGAGUGUUGGUCAGUACCAGCCGGAGAGUACAGCAGGGGACGCCCUCUCACACCACAACCAGCGGGCCUUCUCCACCUACGACCACGACAACGACAUUGACCACUUUGUAGAUCACUGCGCCCAGCGCCACGGCGGCGGGUGGUGGUACUUCAGCUGCUACGUCUCCCACCUGACGGGGACGGCGCUCCCGCCCAACGUUACCGGACACCACGGCAUCGUCUGGAGGACUUGGCGGGAAACUCUAGGGCUUAAGGACGUCACCAUGAUGAUCAGACCUGCGUCGCUCCCGACGUGCCCUCGCAAGCCCUGAUGAUUCGUCUCUGAGGCAAGCCAGCAAGCCCUGAUGAUUCGUCUCUGUGGCAAGCCAGCAAGCCCUGAUGAUUCGUCUUUGUGGCAAGCCAGCAAGCCCUGAUGAUUCGUCUCUGUGGCAAGCCAGCAGGCCCUGAUGAUUCGUCUCUGAGGCAAGCCAGCAAGCCCUGAUGAUUCGUCUCUGUGGCAAGCCAGUAGCCCUGAUGAUUCGUCUCUGUGGCAAGCCAGUAGUCCUGAUGAUUCGUCUCUGUGGCAAGCCAGUAGCCCUGAUGAUUCGUCUCUGUGGCAAGCCAGUAGCCCUGAUGAUUCGUCUCUGUGGCAAGCCAGCAGGCCCUGAUGAUUCGUCUCUGAGGCAAGCCAGCAAGCCCUGAUGAUUCGUCUCUGUGGCAAGCCAGCAGGCCCUGAUGAUUCGUCUCUGUGGCAAGCCAGUAGCCCUGAUGAUUCGUCUCUGUGGCAAGCCAGUAGCCCUGAUGAUUCGUCUCUGUGGCAAGCCAGCAAGCCCAGAUGAUUCGUCUCUGUCGCAAGCCAGCAAGCCCUGAUGAUUCGUCUCUGUGGCAAGCCAGUAGCCCUGAUGAUUCGUCUGUGUGGCAAGCCAGCAAGCCCAGAUGAUUCGUCUCUGUCGCAAGCCAGUAGCCCUGAUGAUUCGUCUCUGUCGCAAGCCGGCAAGCCCUGAUGGUAUAUCUUUAUGUUUACAAUAUGCCCAAAUACUCUGAUCCACUGCCAGGAUUGACCAAGUAUUUGCACAUCCUCUUGUGAAACCUGUAUAUCUUUCAUCAGUCACGGAAGCUUUUGUUUACAUUCAUUAAACAGUUUGAGAGUUUCGAAAGGUCACAACUUGAGGUUAUUAUUGUUAGAAACAACAUUGUAGGUGUUUGGAGCUCAAUAAAUGGAAAGAAAGCCGUCAUGAGUGUGGAAAGAUGUAGAGGUUUCGUAAGAGGUUGCGUUAAGGCUUCAUGGAUCCCGGCCCUGAUCUGCAUGUACAAAUACAAACGGUGAAUUCAGAUUUAGAAGAAUUAAGAAAUUUUGAAAGAUCUGAAAACUGCAGCAUCCAAAAGGUAUUUACAACAUUUUAAGCAUUAAUACGGGGCACCUGUUUAUAGAACUCAUCAAUGUCAUAGUGUUGUGACGAUUCUAUUAUUCUGUCAAUUAUAUGGCGAGCCGUAAUUAUAUGGUAGACGUUCACUUGAACACUUUCGGUACUAACUGUGAAGCUGUAGAAGAUCUUAUGACAUUGGUCUUGGACUGGUUGGUAGAGAGACGAACUCUCUCUCUCUACAGGUCAAGGUUCGAUUCCCCUAUAUGAUCCAAGUAAAUAGGCACCGAUCCUUCACACCGUCCUCCUAUCCCAGAGUUUCUAUCCUUUCCCCGUUAUACCUUCCAUUUGCUAUACAGGCAUACUAUGUAUACUUAACCAUUCUAUAUAAUCAAUUAUUUUACCUACACUGGAGAUACUUGCCCAUAUUGAUGCGUAUAAAUCUUGUAAUCUAGUCUGCCUAUCUCAUGCCUUGUGUGGCACUAAACAGAACGAUAAACAUUAAUGAAAAAACUGACCAAACUCUCAAGUUAGACAAAAUUGCAAUUCAGUUUUAUCAACUAUUAUAUGUUUUAAUGUGUGAUGUACUGUGUGUUUGCUGAAGCUGUGUUUGUUUUAAACUAUAAUCUAGGACUAUAGUCUUGUGUAUGAUCCACUGUCCUGUGUGGCAGUGAAUGUGAGUAGCAUCUUCACUGUCCUGUGUGCCAGUGAAUAUGAGCACCAUCCCCACUGUCCUGUGUGCCAGUGAAUAUGUCCAAUAUCUUCACUGCAAUAACGCCUGAUGUAAGUACCCAGAUUAGGCAAAGCUGUACAUAUAUAUAUGCAUUUGAUCAAUAAAGAUGACGUAACUGUAAGUUCCUGAGGGCUGCUCUGGGAACUAUAUCGCCUGUACAGCUUACAAUGACCAACA